AUGGGUAUUAUCGAUAAUUUUAAAUCAUUUGUGCACUCUAUCACUACAGAGGAUCAUUAUGCGUCUUAUGAUUCGCCAUACAAAAAUUCAGCAGUUAAUAAUGUUGGAACUACAGUUGGAGGCGGCAAUUCGAGUUCAAGAUUGCACGAGUUGAACCGUUUGGCCACAGCUAAUUCGUCGAGUCAUUCGCUUAUUGAAGGAGGUAAUAAUGGUAGCAGAACUUCGUUGUCGCGUAACGGGUCAUCGACUACUGUUGGUUACAGACCAGGAUUGAGAUCAUCGAACACGAAUUCGUCGGAGCUUCAACUUCAAAAUUUGAAUGCUAGUGGGCAACCACCGUUGCCAUCAAUCGACUCAUUGUGGGACCGUAUUGAGAGCUGGUUAGAGGAAGAAUACCCCGAAUUGGGAGACAAUUUGAAUGACGGAGUUACCACUGCGGAUUUGAAUGAGUUUGAGAACGACUUGGGAUGUGGAUCGUUGCCGGUAGAAAUAAGGCAAUUUUAUAAGAGGCACGACGGACAGUUCAGAGGCGGAAAGCCUACUGGGUUGGUAAUGGGCUUGACGUUGUUAGAUUUAGAAGGUAUAAUAGAAGAAUAUGCUAUUUGGGCUAAGGUUAACCAAAGAUUGGAAAAACAACAAUAUAUGUUCCAACACCAACAGCAACAGCAACAGAACCAGAAGGCCACGUCGUCGACCAAUGCUUCUGAAGCACAGGGUAAUCAAAACAAGAUCAACAACUCGUUUAUUGCCAAUCAAAAAUCGAUUCCACCAAAUGCCAUUCAACCAUAUUACGCGCACCGUGGUUGGAUUCCAUUUUUGAAGGAUUUCUGUGGUAACCAGAUUGCUAUUGACUUAGCGCCAGGUCCACAAGGUCACUGGGGUCAAAUUAUAAUUUUUGGUCGAGAUUAUGAUACAAAGUUGGUUAUUGCAUCGAAUUUACAAGAGUUCAUUUUUGGAUUUGUUUCAGACUUGGAGUUAGGAAACUUUCAGAUUGAUCAAAAUGAUCAAGAUGACGGCUUUUUGGAUGGCUCCAGAAACGACGAUGAUUACAUGAUCGGUGAUGGUGAAGAAGAUCAGGGUGAGUUAUGUUUCCGUGAUAGAGAGAAGAAAGAAUUUGGUAACUCUAUAAAGGGCAGGUUUACAUAUUUAGAGGUGUUAAAGAGAAGAGCUUUGAAAAAGUUUGGUAUAAGUAAUCUCGAAAAGUUCUCGACUUCUUUCACCCCUCAGAGAAUGCCUCAUUCCAAACCGAAUGCCAGUGGUGCCUCAUCUCCAGUUAGAGCGGCCAGUCCUAGUAUGUCUGGUACAACUGCCAAUACGAAUAAGUCCCAGAACCCUUUGAUCAAUAUGGAAAGUAGUAGUAAGGUUGCUUUACCAAAGGAGACUCUUAUUGACGAAGACGAAAAGGUUCCAGAAGAACCAGUUAAGAAGUCUGGAGUGGAAAAGGUAAAGGACGCCGCUGCUGCGGAACCAGAAAAAGAAACAAAACAAAAUGAUGAAAUCAUAGAAGAAAAACCCGUAGAAACCCCAGCCAAGGAAGAUGACAAGGAAGAAGAAAAAGAACAAGAAAAUGAAGAUGACAACGAAGAGGCCGCAACCCCUGAAGAUGAACAAAAUAAGGAUGCAAAACCUUUAACCAAAACCCAAAAAAAGAAUCAAAACAAGAAGGCUAAAAAGCAACAGCAGAAACAAAAGCAAAAUGAGGCGAACGAUGUAGAAGAAGUAGCUGAAGAUUUGAAUGAUGUUGCGUUAUAA
Molecule: messenger RNA, 1752 nt
Organism: Debaryomyces tyrocola
Lineage: Eukaryota; Fungi; Ascomycota; Pichiomycetes; Serinales; Debaryomycetaceae
Source: the annotation of a GenBank genome assembly